AUGGCUUCGUCCACGGGUUUACUCCGACUCUCACGGACUUCCUUAUGGAGUACCCAGUUAGGGUCCAUUCGGGCCGUACCAGUAAUACGAUGCACGGGAUGCCGUCCUCCCGCGUUGGCCGCACUGGCAAGAUAUUAUGCCUCGAAGUCAUAUCCAUCCCACACCGUCGUUAGCAUGCCCGCUCUGUCGCCUACCAUGACGGCCGGGAACAUCGGAGCGUGGCAGCAGAAGGUCGGCGAUACGUUGAGCCCCGGAGAUGUCUUGGUGGAGAUUGAAACCGACAAAGCACAAAUGGACUUCGAGUUCCAGGAAGAAGGUACUCUUGCGAAGAUCCUGAAGGAGUCUGGAGAGAAGGAUGUGGCCGUUGGCAGUCCCAUAGCUGUCAUGGUGGAGGAGGGAGCCGACGUUUCCGCCUUCGAAUCAUUCACCAUCGAAGAUGCCGGGGGCGACAAAGCUCAAGAAACGCCCGACAAAAAGGAUGAGUCGGCCGGUGCGCCGUCCGAGAAAGCCCCUGAGCCAUCCAAGGACGAUUCGAAAACCACCUCCGCUCCGGCAUCCAUCGAGUCGACCUCCACCGGCGAGAAGCUCCAAACCGCCCUCGACCGCGAACCCCUCGUCGCCCCCGCCGUACGCAAGCUCGCUCUCGAGAAAGGCGUCCCCAUCUCCCAGCUCAAGGGCUCCGGACCCGCCGGCCGCAUCACGAAAGAGGACGUCGAGAAAUACGCCCCGGCCACCAGCGCCGCCCCCGCCGCCGCUGCCUACGAAGACACCCCGGCUACCUCGAUGCGCAAAGUCAUCGCCGCGCGCCUCACCGAGUCCGUGAACAAGAACCCCCACUACUUCGUCAGCUCUACCACGUCGGUGACCAAGCUCCUCAAGCUGCGCGCCGCCCUCAACGCCGCGUCCGCCGGCGCCUACAAGCUCAGUGUCAACGACUUUCUCGUCAAGGCGAUCUCCAUCGCCGCCCGUAAGGUCCCCGCCGCCAACUCCAGCUGGCGCGAGCAAUCCGGCGCCGUUGUCAUCCGCCGGCACCACACCGUCGACGUCUCCGUCGCCGUCGCCACCCCGUCCGGCCUCAUGACCCCCAUCGUCACCAACGUCGGCGCCCGCGGCCUCGCGGACAUCAGCGCCGCCGUCAAGGACCUGGGCAAGCGCGCCCGCGACGGGAAGCUCGCCCCCGAGGAAUAUCAGGGCGGCACCAUCACCAUUUCGAACAUGGGCAUGAACGACGCCGUCGAGGGGUUUACCGCCGUCAUCAACCCGCCGCAGGCCGCCAUCGUGGCCGUCGGAACGACGCGGAAGGUCGCGGUGCCGGCGCCGGCGGAGGAGGGCGAGGAGCCCGGCGUCGCGUGGGACGAUCAGAUCGUGUUGACGGGGAGCUUCGAUCAUAAGGUGGUGGACGGCGCGGUCGGGGGAGAGUUCAUGCGGGAGUUGAAGAAGGUGGUGGAGAACCCGUUGGAGAUGAUGCUGUAA
This is a messenger RNA of Eremomyces bilateralis CBS 781.70, 1473 nucleotides long. Its product is annotated as dihydrolipoamide acetyltransferase component of pyruvate dehydrogenase. NCBI's taxonomy places the organism in Eukaryota, Fungi, Ascomycota, Dothideomycetes, Eremomycetales, Eremomycetaceae. The record is from RefSeq and is a predicted model, not a curated record. Gene Ontology annotation, biological process: pyruvate decarboxylation to acetyl-CoA. The coding region runs from base 1 to 1473 and encodes 490 amino acids. The transcript is spliced from 4 exons. Gene Ontology annotation, cellular component: pyruvate dehydrogenase complex. Gene Ontology annotation, molecular function: dihydrolipoyllysine-residue acetyltransferase activity.